This is a messenger RNA of Xiphophorus couchianus (Monterrey platyfish), 5210 nucleotides long. It is a transcript of the gene aak1a, whose product is annotated as AP2 associated kinase 1a. The transcript is spliced from 19 exons. Lineage: Eukaryota; Metazoa; Chordata; Actinopteri; Cyprinodontiformes; Poeciliidae. Gene Ontology annotation, molecular function: protein kinase activity; ATP binding. Gene Ontology annotation, biological process: protein phosphorylation. Bases 642 to 3818 code for a protein of 1058 amino acids. The record is from RefSeq and is a predicted model, not a curated record.
GGAGCUGGAAAGAAGGUGCGCUUCCCCAGCAGCCUGUAGCCACGUUAGCCCAGUCACUAACCUGGAGCUGGUCAGCCAUCCACAACUUGCUGCGGACGCGUAUAGGCAGUGUUUUGUUGUUGGUUUUUUUAGCAUGAGACAAACCCGCUAAUGAACUGGCUAACACUAUGUGCUGAAGACACAAGUAGAGAUGUUUUAUAGGCUACACUGGCCACCAAGGACCUACCUGGCUGCCCAGUCUACCGACUGACAGCUGUCACCUAGCUGCUUAGCUCGGGAGCUAGCUAGGUGAGCUAACGGCUAACUGGGGAUUUUUUUUAGGCUCUCAGCCAGGCUAGUAUAGUCAGCCGGUGUUGGUGUCGCUCCAGACAGAAAACAAUGACUUCUUGAACAUUUGACUCCGCCUGUUGGUCAAACCAUGAGUUAGCAGAGGCUCUUCAGACAACAGUAUUUGGCAUUAUUUCAAGCUAGUUCAGCUAUUUUCUAGCUUCAAGGUAGCUUACUGCUAUCAUCAGUUAUUAAAAAGCUACUGCAGGAGGAAAACACCGGUUCCUCCGUGGAUUGGGACUUGCUGUCGGCGUUGUUUCGAUUCUGAACUAUUUUUUUGGACUUUGGCCUACUCUCGAUAGCAUCUGGGUGAAAUGAAGAAAUUUUUUGACUCUCGUCGGGACUUUGCGGGCUCUGGGCCUGGUUCGGGAGCUGGUGGAGGAGGCACUGGUUCUGGCGGCGGCGGGAGCUUUAUUGGACGGGUCUUCAGCAUCGGAAGAUAUCAAGUGACUGUCGAGGAAAUUGUUGCAGAAGGAGGUUUUGCGAUUGUGUUUUUGGUGCGAACUCACCAAGGGCAACGUUGUGCUCUAAAAAGAAUGUAUGUCAACAAUGAACAUGAUCUCAGGAUCUGCAAACUUGAGAUACAAAUUAUGAGAGACUUGGUAGGCAACAAAAACAUAGUUGGUUUCCUGGACUCCAGUAUAGCCGCUGUGGGAGCUGGAGAUGUGUGGGAAGUCUUAAUCUUAAUGGACUUCUGCCGAGGCGGGCAGGUGGUUAACCUGAUGAACCAGCGAUUACAGACCGGCUUCAGUGAAGCUGAGGUGUUGAGGAUCUUUUGUGACACAUGUGAGGCCGUCGCUCGGCUUCAUCAGUGCAAAACUCCCAUCAUCCAUCGAGACCUCAAGGUGGAAAAUAUUCUCCUGCAUGAUCAGGGGCACUAUGUGCUCUGUGAUUUUGGAAGUGCCACAAAUCAUUUCCAAAACCCACAGACUGAAGGGGUUGCAGUCAUAGAAGAGGAAAUUAAAAAAUACACCACCCUGUCAUACCGUGCUCCAGAGAUGGUCAACCUUUAUAGUGGAAAAGUCAUCACAACAAAAGCAGAUAUUUGGGCUUUGGGUUGUCUGCUCUAUAAGCUCUGCUUCUUUACGCUUCCUUUUGGUGAGAGCCAAGUGGCUAUCUGUGAUGGUACCUUCACUAUCCCAGACAAUUCUCGUUACUCCCAGGAAAUGCAUUGUCUUAUCAGAUACAUGCUGGAACCUGAUCCUGACAAGAGACCAGAUAUUUACCAAGUGUCCUACUUUGCCUUCAAACUGGCCCGGCAGGAGUGUCCUGUCCCAAAUCUGCACAAUUCCUCAAUUCCUUCAAAACUUCCUGAGCCUAUCCGAGCCAGUGAAGCAGUGGCCAAAAAGAGUCAAACCAAAGCCAGGCUAACAGACCCAGUUCCAACUACAGAAACCUCUAUUGCACCUCGACAGCGACCCAAAGCUGGCCAGCCACAGUCGCAGCCUUUAUCAGGCAUUCUUCCAAUCCAACCAGCUCUCACCCCACGCAAGAGGCCUAAUGUGGCGACAGGAACACCGCCUGCUUUUGCGGCAGGAAUCAAUGCCGCGGCUGCUGUUCAACCUGCACAGCAAGCUUCAGCUGUACAGGCUGCUCAUCAACUAACGCAGACGAGCAACAAGCAGCCACAGCCUACGGCACAUCAGCAGGUCCUCAUGAAGACACAGCAGGCCUCACCCUUCCUAAUCCCUCACAAUAACCAGCAGAACCUGCAGCACCAACAACAAACACCCUCCCAUGCAUCUGCUCUGCUGCAGUCCAAAGCUAAACCUGUUUCCCCAGUUUGCGCUCUGCAACUUCAGCAGCAGCAUGUAGUCCACGAACCAGCCGCAACUCAUCUUGCUCCCAUUCCCGAGUCUGCAGUCAUUGCUCCUACAGCUGCCCCAGAGACUCCAGGCAGAGAGAUGCACAAAGCUGGCUCUUUGACACCUCCUUCAUCACCAAAGAUGGCCCCAAAAAGCGGCCACAGACGAAUCCUGAGCGAUGUCACCCACAGUGCCAUCUUUGGAGUCCCAGUCAGCAAAUCCACCCAGCUGCUCCAGGCAGCCGCAGCUGAGGCCAGCCUCAACAAGUCCAAAUCAGCCAGCACCACUCCUUCUGGCUCCCCCUGCUCGUCCCAGCAGAAUGUGUAUCAUCCAGGUGGUGAUGCUCCAUCAGCGCUCGCUGCGCCAAAUGCUCAGCCUGGCUGGAACCCCUUUGGAGAUGAUAACUUCUCCAAGCUAACUGCAGAGGAGCUACUCAACAAAGACUUUGCAAAGCUAUCGGAGUCUGCUCAGCCUGGUGAAAUAGACCUCACCUCCAGUGAAAGUCUCAUUCCAGAGCUUGGGGCUUUUCCAGCAAAGGCUGAGGUGUGUGUGGAUUCCUUGAUUCCUGGUUUGGAAGCUCCUCAGCCUCAGCGAAAUUCAGGUCAGCCAGAACAUAUUGCUGCCAGCAUGCCAGAUUCUUUCACUGGGGAGGCAUCUCUGCUGGGCUGUGAUUUGCUAACUCAUACUUCUGCUGGAAGCCAGCCUGUUUCAGCACUCCCUUCCUCCUUCUCCUCUGGCCCUCCUGGCUGUGGCUCCGGAUCCUGUCUGGAGGAUCUGCAACCCAGUCAGGCUGCAGACUCUUUCCUCUUGUCUGGUGGGAAAAAGGGCAAUGAUGAAGAGUUUGACCCCAUUCCUGUGCUCAUUCCCAAAAACUCAAAUCAAGACGUACAAGUGGAGAGUAAUGGCUACACUAUGCUAGAAGAGGGACAGGAGGCUGAAGAGGUUGAAGAAAAUGAUCCAAAUAAUGAGGGCUGUGAGCACUCCAGCGAUGAAGAUGUGGAGAAGGCAGAACUUAAAGAGGAGCAGGAGGGGAGAACAGUCGAGAGCAUCGUUGCUGUUCAAGACUGCAGUGGCUCUAGACCUCUACUGAUGGACUCUGAAGAUGAAGAAGAGCCUGGACCACUGGUAGCUCCCCAUUCAUCCCUGCCCCCCAACACAGUACCAGCACAACCACCUGCCGCCUUCUGUCAAUUGAGGUCAAGCGCCUUUGCUCAGAAUAAUUCCUGGAAUGUAGCAGAGACGGGUGUCACUCCAGAUGUCUUCUCCAAAGCCCCCUUCCCGACUUCGCAAGAGGACUCCGCUGAUGUUUUUGCCAAUGCUCCAUUUCCACGUUCCCCUUUUGUAGCUCAGCAUCAGCUCGAUGUGUUCUCUCAGGCUCCCUUUGGAAAAAGAAAGGAGGUCUUGGCUGCGCUGCCAAAGACCUCGUACCCCCAAGCAGCUGGGGGUCAGACUUUAACCUCUGAUCAAGGAGUGCUGGGACAGGUAGCUCAACAACCGUUCCGCCCUCAAGCUCUGGCCAAAUAUUCCCGACACUUCGAAGGAUCCGCAGCUGAGCAGCCGGUAGCAGCUCCCAGUUUGAGCAGGCAAGCUGUCGGACCGCUUCAAUCAUGGACGUCAGAAGUUAAUGCUGUAGACCCGUUCGUAUCUGCACCCUUUCACCUCAAAGCACCGCAGGAAAAGCCCUGAACAUUUUUUGCUACAUUGCUAACAUUGACAACAUUGCAAUGUACAUUGCAAACAUUGCUACAUUGAGAUAGCAAUGUAGCAGAGAUUUGCACCCAUUAAUUAUGCAAACUGCAACUGGCUUUACUGCAUGCUGUCACCAGCGCUGCAGCUGGACUGCAGGCCUUGAACAGAUCUCAUCCUCAACUUGCUAAAAUGAGAUCAGGUAGUGCGAGUUUUCCUUCCCCGUCCCUUCCAUCCCAGUGUGCAUCUACACUUAAAAACAAUGUUGGGUCAACCAUUUGAUUGUUUUCCUGUCUACCUCAGGUUGUGAGGGAGUUUGUGCAGGAGCUUUUGCAAAAUUCUUUUCUGCACAUUUAAGAUCGACUGUAAAACUGUGAUCUGUUAGCACCCCAUACAGUGGUUAUCAGAGGGAAACUAUUCAGCAUCAUAAUUUCACAGAAGCUUAACAGGUAGUUAAAAACAGAUUAGAGAAUGUUCAAACCAUCUAAAUGUCUGUUUCGAGGACCUUUUUAAUCUUACUUGACUUGUUAAUUAAAUAGAUGCUGGAAAUAGUUAAAACAGACAUUUCCAUUAUUGUGUUUUGACAUAAAAUCACUUGAUGUAAUGCAGGAUAAUUCAAUGAAGCAGAUCACAAGAAUCUUUCUGUAGGUCCCCCCCCAAAAAACAAAACAUUUUCAACAUAUUAUUCGUGUAGAUCCACCUGCUGCAUGAAACAUGUUUUACCCAUCUUAAAGCUGCUUUCACAUUUGAUUGCACUUGCUUUCAGCACCAAAUGCUACUACUGUCUUUGGUGCAUAACAUCAUAAUGCAACACUGUAUGAAACCUAUUACUUCCAAAAUGUGCACAAACUGACACAUGCAAGUCUGUAAAACUGACGUGAAAAUGUUUGACUGUCUUCAGCACUUAAUCUUUGUAAUUCCAGCCAGGGAUUGUAAUAAGUGUUGUGCGAGAGCUUGAAUAGUGCCUGAUUGAUGACGUGUCAUUUAAUUUAUAUCAUUCACUGUUUGAAAAUAUUUUGUGGUUUUUCUAGUUUAUACAAUCUUUUACACUAAUUGUUUCCCACCACGGCACUUUUUUGGAGAGGGAAUCCACACUGUUUCAACCCAAAGGUUAACUUGUGUUUCUCUGUUUGAAGUUCUCCCCAUACAGUCUCACCCAGCCUAAACACAUGAAGAUUGCACAAAGUAACUGAUACGGAGAUAGGGUUCUGUAAGAAUGUGUUCUGUCAGCUGUAAAAUGAGUUGUGAGUGUUGUUGUACACCUAACCUCUGAAGGACGAGCAGAAAAUCCUCUUGGGACAAUAAAAAAAAAGCACUCAGAAUACUUGUUAUGCUGCACAGUAUGCCUUUAAAAAUGUCAUAAACAAAAAUAUUAAAUGAAUGUAAAUGAAA